AUGCCCCCAGAAGCAACCUUCAAGUCCUACACGCCAACCCAAGGCCAAACAUACGCCCAGGCCCGCAGCACCUACCACCCAAACUUCUACAAAACCCUCCUAACCCACCACGCCAAAACAGGAGGCCAAACCCAAACCCUGAUAGACGUCGGCUGCGGGCCAGGCCCCGCAACCCGCGAUCUAGGCGUCCAUUUCGACCGCGCUGUCGGGUUCGAUGCGUCACCUGGUAUGGUUGAGACGGCGAAGACGCUGGGUGGGAGUGGUUCCGGGCCAGAUGUCGAAUUCUACGUUUCCGGCGCGGAGGAGUUGGGACGGGACAUCGAGGGAUUGGGGAUUGAGGAUGGAAGUGUGGAUUUGAUUACGGCGGCUACGGCAGCUCAUUGGUUUGACAUGCCUCGGUUCUGGAAACGGGCCGGCGAGUUGUUGAGACCCGGUGGUACAGUGGCGAUUUGGACGAUGAAUGUUGAUGGGCCGAGUGGGGAUAUGCCUAAUGGUGAUGCUAUCCGUGCUGCGUUGGAUGUGAUCCGGGCACGAGAGCUGGAGCCGUUUAUUCAGGACGGGAAUCGGCUUGUACGGGGUCUCUAUGUUGCGUUGCCUUUGCCUUGGGACUGUGGCGCUGAGGGGUUUGACCAGGAGAGCUUUGUUCGACUGGAGUGGGGGACGGAGGGGGGAUUUGAUGCUCGUGUGGCGGGGAAUGAGUUUCUCUUGCAUGGUGAGAAAGUGAUGAGUUUGGAUACUUUUGAGGUUUCUAUGGGCACUGCUAGUCCGAUUACGAGAUGGCGAGAGGCGCAUCCGGAUUUAGUGGGCACUGAAAAGGAUGUGAUCCGGUUGAUGAGGAGGGAGAUUGAGAGGUGUUUGAGAGAGGCGGGGGUUCCUGAGGAGGAGAUGGUGGUGAAGGGAAAAGGAGAUGGAGUUUUGUUAAUGGUCAAGAAGAACUAG
Molecule: messenger RNA, 939 nt
Organism: Penicillium nucicola
Lineage: Eukaryota; Fungi; Ascomycota; Eurotiomycetes; Eurotiales; Aspergillaceae
Product: class I SAM-dependent methyltransferase
Exons: 1
Coding region: 1-939 (312 amino acids)
Molecular function (GO): S-adenosylmethionine-dependent methyltransferase activity
Source: RefSeq, a predicted model, not a curated record